GCCCCCAAAUUAACACCUUUUUCCCUUUAAAACCCCAAUCCUGAAACCCUAGCCCGAGAAAUUACCAGCUUUGAGAGCGGCGCUGCACAGCUUCCCCAAGAACCCAUCAUUCUCAGAUUUUCUCUCAGUGUUUAAUAGUGAAACGAUGUCCACUGUCGGAGAAGCUGCUUGCUCUUACGCUGCUCUUAUUCUUUAUGAUGAUGGCAUCCCCAUCACCGCUGAGAAGAUUUCUACACUAGUUAAAGCUGCAAAUGUCUCUGUUGAAUCCUACUGGCCAAGCUUGUUCGCUAAGCUUUUUGAGAAGUGCAACAUUGAGGAUCUCAUAACCAAUGUUGGAGCUGCUGGUGGUGGUGCCCCAGUAGCUGCAGCUGCACCUGUUGCUGCUGGCGGAGGAGCUGGUGCUGCUGCUCCACCUCCUGCUGAGGAAAAGAAGAAGGAAGAACCGGAGGAAGAGAGCGAUGACGAUAUGGGAUUCAGUUUGUUUGAUUAGGUGUGUUUUGGUCAAUUACUAGUUAUAUCACAUUAAGGUAGUAACGCUUUUAGAGUUGUAUUGCUAUUGGUAUUUGCAUGUUGAUUAGAAAUAUUACGUUUUUGUUGAAUGAAGUUGACACUAAGUAGCUCUUUCUUUGUGAUCUGUUUUUUUGAAUCUUCCUAUAUAUAGAAGUAUUAUAGAUUCUAGACCAA
Molecule: messenger RNA, 684 nt
Organism: Gossypium raimondii (Peruvian cotton)
Lineage: Eukaryota; Viridiplantae; Streptophyta; Magnoliopsida; Malvales; Malvaceae
Product: 60S acidic ribosomal protein P1
Exons: 3
Coding region: 146-490 (114 amino acids)
Biological process (GO): cytoplasmic translation; translational elongation
Cellular component (GO): cytosolic large ribosomal subunit; ribosome
Molecular function (GO): protein kinase activator activity; structural constituent of ribosome; ribonucleoprotein complex binding
Source: RefSeq, a predicted model, not a curated record